UAUGCAGUUAAUGCAGGGUAAGGUACCGCACCACGUAUAUGCCUACAAUGAUCUUUCAAAACCUUUCCGAUGUUGGAAAAAAAAAUCCAGCAGGAAUAAAUCGGUUUAGUGGACAGAAUUAGAGGGGUAGGGUUUGGAGCCAGAGUAGGAUUAAGGAAAAUUGUGUGAAAUAAAAAGCGAGUGAUCACGAGUGACUCUGUUCGUGUCUGUUUCUGGAGGGAGGGAGGAGAAAGAGAGAGAGAUUUUCAUCCAAAUCCAUAUCUAUUUUUUAAAUCCUCGUCUGUGCGUAAACGCUAGUUGCAUCCUUCGCAAGGAGACUAUUUCACAAUGCAACGCUUUUAAUCAUCUUUACGCAAUCCUCACCGUUUUGAGUGCGCAUUGUUUUUAAACUUCAAAUUCUCCCUCGGACACUUGGACAGCAUCAUGACCAGUUUGUGGGAUCGCAUCCCUUUGGAAUGGUGGGAAUUACGAGGCGAGCUGCCGGAGAGCAUGUAAACGCAAAUGGAGUUUGGGAUUUAUUGCAAAAUAUGGGAAAGAUGACCGUCUUGCCUUUGUGUUUCCUCUUGUGCGCUGAUUUACUGCAAGUAGCUGUUGGAUAUCUGACGGUAACGAUAGAGCCAUUGCUGCCAGUUGUUGUGGGAGAUACAGUGACUCUAAAGUGCAACUUCAAAACAGAUGGAAGAUUGCGAGAGAUUGUUUGGUACAGGGUUACUGAUGGAGGCACUAUUAAGCAGAAGAUUUUUACGUACGAUGCUAUGUUCAAUACCAAUUACUCCCAUAUGGAGGAUUACCGGAGACGGGAAGACCUGGUGUAUCAAUCAACGGUCCGGCUUCCAGAGGUCCGGAUCUCAGACAACGGACCUUACGAAUGCCAUGUAGGAAUCUAUGACCGAGCAACACGGGAGAAGGUCGUCCUGGCAUCAGGGAACGUUUUUCUUACGGUCAUGUCUCCACCCAACAACAUCUCAGUUGUGGCAGAGAACACGCCAGCACCUUUCAGCCGCUACCAGGCCCAGAAUCUUACUCUGGUCUGCACUGCCAAAGGAGGCAAACCAGCACCAUCGGUAUAUUUCAAGCGGGAUGGAGAGUUGAUAGAGGUGAUCUCCUACGUUUCACCCACCGUUGGUUACGAGGGCGGUGGCUUGGCUGGCGUGCGUGGAGCCAGACCGCUGAUCAGCAGAGAUCUGGACGACACUAAGCUGAGGAAGUCUCUAUCUCUGCUGGGUCCGGAAGGCAGGCCCGGACGCCUCUACACAGAGAGCCCUGGGAGGAGCUACAUGGCCAGACAGCCCGGUCAAGAGCCCAGCCCGGCCACAGAGACCAUCCCAGAGACAGUAGUCAGCCGAGAGUUCCCACGGUGGGUUCAGAGCACAGAACCCCUGUAUUUCUUCAGCAACAUGCAAAUCCCCCAGAGCGAUGGGUCUGUGCUGGUCCAGGCCAAGCUCACCUGGACUCUGAAUCCGCAGCUGGAUAAUGACGCCCUGUUUAGCUGCGAGGUCACCCACCCUGCUCUCUCCAUGCCUAUGCAGACUGAGGUCAUACUGGCGGCUCCUAAAGGCCCCAAGCUUUCAAUAACCCCUGCCAGGGCAAAGGUAGGGGAUACGGUUCGCAUCACCGUCCAAGGUUUCCAGGUAGGAUCUCCAGUGAAUGAGGUGUUUCCUGAGCCUCUGUUCACCUGGACGCGGGUAGGCAGCAGAUUGCUCGACGACAGUGCUGAGAGAGAUGGGAAGGAACUGGUGUUAGAGCGAGUGCCUGCAGAACUCAAUGGCUCCAUGUACCGCUGCACGGCCCAGAAUCCACUGGGCUCUACUGACACACACAUACGCCUCAUUGUUUUUGAAAACCCGAUGAAAAACACACAGAAUCCGACCAAUGGAGCUCCUGGUUUGCACAAGCUUGGACUGAUAUUCCUGCCACUUAUUCUCACAGUGACUGUUGAACUGACGUGAAUAUCCUCGAUUCAGCUGCACGCAAAUACACCUCCUCUACAGUCAGGCCCACACACACUCACACACUCACUCACACCUACCUUGCUUUCAUCUGUGGGAGAACCUGAACCCCCAGCAGGAAGCACACCACCCUUUUUUGUGAAACA
Messenger RNA from Carassius carassius (crucian carp), 2095 nucleotides. RefSeq names its product immunoglobulin superfamily member 21-like. Lineage: Eukaryota; Metazoa; Chordata; Actinopteri; Cypriniformes; Cyprinidae. The record is from RefSeq and is a predicted model, not a curated record. Gene Ontology annotation, cellular component: adherens junction. Gene Ontology annotation, biological process: heterophilic cell-cell adhesion; homophilic cell-cell adhesion. The transcript is spliced from 10 exons. The coding region runs from base 456 to 1949 and encodes 497 amino acids.